UGAAGAGGCUUUGCGGGGUGGACUCUGAGUCCCAGCGCAGCCCCGCGCCACGGAGUGCUUCCUGAGGGACCGGCCCCUGGGCGGACGAUGCUCUGUUUGGGGUGGAUCUUCCUUUGGUUUGUCACAGGAGAGAGGAUCAAAGGGUUUAACAUCUCAGGUUGCUCCAUCAAAAACUUCCUUUGGAUGUACUCUGCGGAGAGUGCCGAGGAGUUUGUCUUAUUUUGUGACUUAGCAGAGCCACAGAAACCCCGUUCCUACCACAGACACCCGCUCUCACCCGCCCAGGGCCCUGCGCGCCGGCCCUGCCGUGGCCGUGAGGGCCUGUCUGAUGCCCAGUGGUACCUUCAGCCUCGGGAAGGAGGCGCCUUAAAGGAAAUUACCAGCAACCAGUCCCACCUGCUCCUGGACAAGACGGCCCUGCGCUUUCUGACCGCGGAGAGGAGCCAUGCUGGCUCCUAUAUCUGUAGGCCCCGGAUGAGGAGCCGCAGGGACGAGGCGUGCUGUGUGAAGAUGGUCCUGGAAGUGCAGCCCCAGGCCGACCUCUCCUGUGCGCACCCCGUGCCGCGGACGCGCUACCUCCGUCUGGGCAGCACCGACUCCAUUCACUGCCCCAGCCUUGGCUGCCAGGGUGGCGCCCGGAGUCCAGAGAUGACCUGGUACCAGAAUGGAAGACUGCUCUCUGCGCAGAGGAGCAACCCGCUGCAGUUGGACGUGAUCUAUGACUACCACCAGGGCACAUACGCCUGCGACUACACUCAGGCCGACGGCGCAGGAUCCCGGACAGUCAGAGCAGUUGUUCAAGUGAAAACCAUUGUGAGAAACACCACUCUCAAGCCCGACAUCCUGGAGCCGGUCAAGGACACCCUGGAAGUGGAGCUUGGAAAACCUUUGACUCUUAACUGCACGGCACGUUUUGGCUUUGAAGAGCACUUCAAACCGGUGCUAAGAUGGUACAGCAAAGAUUCUGGUCGGGAGUUGGAAAUCCCAACAAAGGAAGGGAGAAGAGUGAAAGCCACUGUGGAGGCGGAAGUCAUCCAGCGCACCGUCCACUUGGAGAGAGUCGCCCAGAGUGACCUGCACAAGACGUUCAUCUGCUUCGCCCAGAACUCGCUGGGGAACAGCACGCAGCCCCUCCAGCUGAGGGGGAGGAAGGGAGUGGUGUUCCUGUACGUCCUCCUGGGCACCGUGGCCGCCCUGGCGGGCGCGCUGGCAGCAGGCGCGCUGCUCUUCACGUACUGGAUUGAGGUGGUGCUGCUGUGCCGGACCUGCCAGGACAAGGAUGAGACGCUCGGGGAUAAAAAGGAGUUUGAUGCUUUUAUCUCCUACGCCAAGGGGAGCGCCUCUGAGAGCGAGCCCGCCUCGCCCAUGAGUGAGGACUGCCUGGCCUUGAAGCUGUUCCCCGAGGUUUUGGAAAACAAAUAUGGCUACACCUUGUGUUUGCUUGAAAGAGACGUGGCUCCGGGAGGAGUGUACACGGAAGACAUCGUGAGCAUUAUCAAGAAAAGUAGAAGAGGAGUCUUCAUCUUAAGCCCCAACUAUGUCAACGGGCCCAGUGUCUUUGAACUGCAAGCAGCAGUGAGUCUUGCCUUGGAUGAUCAGACGCUGAAGCUCAUCUUAGUCAAGUUCUGUCCCUUCCAAGAACCAGAAUCCCUACCUGACCUGCUCUGGAGCCCAGAAAGCGAGUUGGAAGGCCAGACAGGGAGCAGGAGCCACUUCAGCCUGUACGCUCGUCCUGCGGGCACGGUCCCCUCUGGCAGAGGAGCUGGCUGAGCACCUCGCCAGGACACAGGCCUGGGAGCAGAGGAGGGGUAUUUUCAGCUUCUCCUUGCCGUUGGCCUUAGGGCAGGACCUGAAGUACAGAACCUUACUCUGGGCCAGUGGAAGGAGGGACCAUCUGGGCCAUAAUGGUUGGAGCAAUGAAUGGACUCACAUCUACACACAAAGUGGAAAGGCGGUGGCCAAGAGUCAGCAGCCAAGAUACAAGCCUGAGAAACAAGCUUCUACACAUCAAAGGACAGCAAGGCUGGACUGGGCAGAGCUUCUGUGUAAGCCAUGCCCGCUGAGGGGGACGCUUCUUGUACUUGCUUCCUGGCCUGCUGGCCCCAGGGCAAGGCCUGUGGGUGCUUCGCUGGAGGACUGAGCAGCUGUUCCCCGCAGACAAGAAUUUCAUUCUCAUGUGUUUGUUUUCCUUCUGAGAGUUCAAAUAGUGCUCUAGUCCCGCAUGGACAUAAAGCCUUCACGCCCUCUCAACCCUGAGGGGGUGGGAUGAUCCAUUUGAGUGACAAAGAAGAGCAACUUCUGGACUCAUUCGCGUGUGCUGUGUCACUCAUUCGUGUGUGCUGUGUCACUCAUUCGCGUGUGCUGUCACAUCCACUGUAUAAAUGGAAUCUGAGUUUGGAGCGACUAAACAUCACUGUCAGGGGCCACCGAGCGGAGCCUGCGAAGUGCUCUGGAGCUCCUUCCUCACAGAGGCGCCCACAUCAGAGCAGCCACUGUGGCUUUGGCACCAAGGAGCAUCCUUGUUGGGAAUCCCAGCAAUAAAGUUAAAGACGAGUUAGAGGGUAGGAAUUAUUCCUGCAGGAAGUUUCUUGCGGGAAGGCUCAUUGCAGGGUCUCGCUGGGGAAGAACCCACACUCGCAUUGUGACUUCGUGGUCCGGGGACAGCCAGAUCGCUGCUUUUCCUGCCAUGAACGCCCUGGGAGCUAAGACUCACAGCCCCUUUGGCCAGUCUA
This is a messenger RNA of Myotis lucifugus (little brown bat), 2732 nucleotides long. It is a transcript of the gene IL18RAP, whose product is annotated as interleukin 18 receptor accessory protein. NCBI's taxonomy places the organism in Eukaryota, Metazoa, Chordata, Mammalia, Chiroptera, Vespertilionidae. Gene Ontology annotation, biological process: interleukin-18-mediated signaling pathway. Bases 88 to 1770 code for a protein of 560 amino acids. The transcript has 11 exons. The record is from RefSeq and is a predicted model, not a curated record. Gene Ontology annotation, molecular function: interleukin-18 receptor activity.